Messenger RNA from Chrysochloris asiatica (Cape golden mole), 423 nucleotides. RefSeq names its product lymphocyte antigen 6 complex, locus H (gene LY6H). Lineage: Eukaryota; Metazoa; Chordata; Mammalia; Afrosoricida; Chrysochloridae. Bases 1 to 423 code for a protein of 140 amino acids. The record is from RefSeq and is a predicted model, not a curated record. Gene Ontology annotation, cellular component: plasma membrane. Gene Ontology annotation, biological process: acetylcholine receptor signaling pathway. The transcript has 3 exons. Gene Ontology annotation, molecular function: acetylcholine receptor inhibitor activity; acetylcholine receptor binding.
AUGCUGCCCGCCGUCAUGAAGGGCCUCAGCCUGGCACUGUUGGCCGGCCUUCUGUGUGCGGCGCCCGCUCAGGGCCUGUGGUGUCAGGACUGCACGCUGACCACCAACUCCAGCCAUUGUACUCCGAAGCAGUGCCAGCCGACAGAUACCGUGUGUGCCAGCGUUCGGAUCACCGACCCCAGCAGCAGCAGGAAGGACCACUCUGUCAACAAGAUGUGCGCCUCGUCGUGCGACUUUGUGAAGCGUCACUUUUUCUCAGACUAUCUCAUGGGCUUUAUCAACUCAGGGAUCUUGAGAGUGGACGUGGACUGUUGUGAGGAAGACGUGUGUAAUGGGGCGGCUGGGGCUGGGGGCAACCUCUGGGCCCGGGCUGGGGGGCUCCUACUCAGCCUGGGGCCUGCCCUCCUCUGGGCUGGGCCCUGA